Molecule: messenger RNA, 1572 nt
Organism: Aspergillus affinis
Lineage: Eukaryota; Fungi; Ascomycota; Eurotiomycetes; Eurotiales; Aspergillaceae
Product: amino acid transporter
Exons: 4
Coding region: 1-1572 (523 amino acids)
Biological process (GO): transmembrane transport
Cellular component (GO): membrane
Molecular function (GO): transmembrane transporter activity
Source: RefSeq, a predicted model, not a curated record
AUGGCAGAAUCACCUCAGCUGGAAAAGCCUGCAGCAGCGGACUCGAAUCUAGAAUCGCUUGGAUACAUUCCCGAAUUAUCGCGCAACCGAUCAACAUGGCAGGUGGUAUUCAUGUGUUUUAUUCUUGCCUCGGUUCCAUAUGGCUUGUCCACGACCAUGAUGUAUACGAUGGCAGGCGGUGGCUCAGCUAACAUGAUAUGGGGCUGGGUCGCCGUGUCGCUAAUCAUGUUAUGUGUGGCUGGCUCUUUAGCAGAGAUCACUUCGGUCUAUCCCACUGCUGGUGGUGUGUAUUAUCAGACUUUUGCCUUGUCACCCACGUGGUGUCGUCGGGUCACGGCCUGGGUUUGCGGUUGGUCGUAUAUUGCGGGAAAUAUCACCAUAACUCUCGCGGUUAAUUUUGCCACGGCGCUAUUUCUCGUCGAGAGCUUGAAUGUAUUCAAAAAUGCCGACGGUGUUGGUAUCACAGAGAACUUUGAAACAUAUCAGAGCUACCUUAUCUUCCUUGCGAUCACCCUGCUCUGUCAUGCUAUUUCCGCCUUUGGUAACCGAUGGCUGACACAUUUAGAGACCUUCGCCAUCUUCUGGACCCUCGCAGGAGUAGCCGCUAUCAUAAUCACUAUACUUGUCGUUGCAGCCCACGGCAGACGAUCUGCUAAAUGGGUGUUUACCAGUUUUGAGCCACAGUCAGGCUGGCCCGACGGCUGGUCCUUUUGUAUCGGCCUGCUUCAGGCUGCCUAUGGUCUUUCUGCAUCUGGCAUGGUCACCUCAAUGUGCGAAGAAGUGCACAAACCUGCCAUUCAGGUCCCCAAAGCGAUAGUCGGCGGCGUCGCCCUCAACUUCUUUGCCGGUCUCUGUCUCCUGAUCCCUAUCUGCUUCGUCCUGCCCGAUAUCGCCAUGCUAGCAAACCUCGCCUCAGGCCAACCCGUCCCGACAAUCAUCUUAUCAGCCACCGGAAAUUCCGCAGGUGCCUUCUGCCUCCUUAUCCCGCUCCUGAUCCUCGGUAUACUGUGUGGCGUGGGUUGCGUGACCGCCGCGUCUCGGUGCACCUGGGCGUUUGCGCGCGAUGGCGCCAUUCCCGGUUCGAAAUGGUUCAAGAAGGUCAACAAGAGUUUAGACGUUCCCCUGAAUGCAAUGAUGCUCGGCAUGGCCAUCGAAAUCCUCCUAGGCCUUAUCUACUUCGGCUCCACGGCCGCAUUCAACGCUUUUUCGGGUGUAGGCGUUAUCUUCUUAACUUUGAGUUACGGUUCCCCGGUUGCCGUCUCCCUGAUCCUUCGCCGUCGCAAAGACAUCAAGAAGGGAAACUUUGAUCUCGGCGCGUUGGGCAUUUUCUGCAAUAUAGUUUGCAUUGCAUGGACCCUUCUUGCCAUUCCCCUCUUCUCGAUGCCAACAACCAUCCCAGUCACUCAGGAGAGCAUGAACUACGCCUCUGUCGUCUUCGUCGGCUUUGUUAUCAUCUCGGCCCUCUGGUAUUGGGCCUGGGGGUAUAGAAAUUAUGCCGGUCCGCCGACAACGGAGACUGAUUUUGCUUUGGAAUUUGCUGCCGAGAGCCAUAGCAUGGAGAAGUUAAGUUGA